Molecule: messenger RNA, 916 nt
Organism: Sclerotinia trifoliorum
Lineage: Eukaryota; Fungi; Ascomycota; Leotiomycetes; Helotiales; Sclerotiniaceae
Source: the annotation of a GenBank genome assembly
GAAUUUGGGAGGCUGUAUCUUACUGGAGACAAGGCUCGGAUUGUAACUGAUCGUAGAGGUCAACAUUUCCUGGAGUUCCUUGGACACGUAGAUACUUCCCACGCCUAGAUACUUCCCACGCCUAGAUACUUCCCACGCCUAGAUACUUCCCAAGUUAAGCUCAGUGGCAGGACAGUUGAUCUGGGCGAAAUUGAUACCGUUGUGUCGAGUUGCAAAGGAAUCAAAGAGGCGGUGACAGUCUCAUAUAAGCGAUUCGCCGAUCAGGCAGAUAGCGAGGACGCUGUUUGUUUCAUUAUACAUGAAGCGGGUAACACCAAGGAAGAUGUGUAAAUCAGGUUUCGUGAAAACGCAGCUCGACUCCUUCCAUCAUACAUGUGUCCCUCGAAGUAUUUUGUCUUAUAUGAGAUGCCAAAAUCUUUGGCUGGUAAGAUUGACAGAAAAGCUCUAUCUGCUAUGAUGGAAAGUUUUUGGAAUGAGGAAGGCUCGAAGCCCACUCUUUCGAUCCAAAGUGGUGAAGAUAUCAGUUCGAUGGAUUCUUAUUGGCAAGACGAAAUCGAGAAACUGAUUUGCCACCUAUUGUCGAAGCUGGUAGAAUCUGCCGCUAAUUUGGAUUCUAACACUAACUUGUUCGCUCUUGGUAUUGACAGUUUGAAAGCUAUUCGCUUUUUGCAGCUAGCUAGAGAUGUCGGCAUCACUGAGCUCAGUAUUGCUGAUGUAUUUGGAGGUGCAACUCCCCUAAAGUUGAGAAACGUCAUAGUGGAGCGCCGCAAAAGUGAUACUGGUGAGACACCUGCUCAUCAUGAAGUAGGCGCUCCUCCCAUAUCAUCCUGACGACAAAUGAGUUGGCGUUUUCGUCUGGUCGAUUCAAGUACCCAAUGUUGACUUGAGGCCCCCCAAUUGCAAGCUCACCAGCAAA